Molecule: messenger RNA, 951 nt
Organism: Fusarium coffeatum
Lineage: Eukaryota; Fungi; Ascomycota; Sordariomycetes; Hypocreales; Nectriaceae
Exons: 1
Coding region: 1-951 (316 amino acids)
Biological process (GO): guanosine tetraphosphate metabolic process
Source: RefSeq, a predicted model, not a curated record
AUGGCCCAGCAAGAACGAAGCCAGCUAGAAUCGCUAAGCGGCAAGGUUGAUGCGGCACUCCAGAAUGUACCAGCAGGGAGGCCUCCGGAGGCCGCUUUCCUCGAAAUCUGGCAGGUUGUUCAACCGGAUUACGAGAGUAUGCGACUAGACGUGCACCGGUUCCUUUCCCGUCUUGUCGAUGAGAAGCACGUACAGGCAACUGUAGCUAGUCGCACAAAGACUCUCGAGUCUAUCUCCAAGUCUAUCGACCGGCGUAACGAUGCCAAACUAGAAAAGCAGAAAUACCAGUCUCCUCGAGAAAUAUUUGCUGACUUGCAUGAUCUUGUCGGCCUCAGAGUGGUAGUUGACUACCCACGCGGUCUAGACCAGUAUUUCCACUUGAUUGAGGAAAGCUUUCAGGUUGACAGAUUCAACGCCUUUUCCUCGGAACGGACCAUCAGCCAACAUUGGAUUCCAAGAUUUGGAGCCUAUGAAACCCGCAACUAUCUACUGCGCUUGAACUCGAGUGAAGAAUUUGCUCUCUAUGCUGGGGUGCUCUUCGAAAUUCAAAUCACGACGAUGGCAGAAAGCCUAUACAACAAGCUAUCCCACUCACUCCUUUACAAAGCACCACAGGGCGGAUUAUCACGUAAGGACGAAAUGGUAAUCGACAUGGGACAUGGAGCUGCUCUGCUCUAUUGGAUAACUAUUGCCUGUAUGGAAGACAGGCUCGAGGGGAAUUUCGAAGAAAUGGAUCCGAGAAGCAGAUUCCCACCAUCCGUUAGAGACCUGGCUGGGUGUGAAGAUACAGUCAUGAACCUGGACGCCUUGGUUGAUUCCACGCCCCUUCUCCCAUCAACCUCGAAUCAUGUAACGUCCCGAGACUAUCUUUUGGAGUCUUUUGAAGAUAUUCGACGCUCCAGCAUCUCUGGAGAGAGUAUUGCAGAAAGUAUUAGAGAGAAACUAGGGUAA